Messenger RNA from Chilo suppressalis (striped riceborer), 3088 nucleotides. NCBI's taxonomy places the organism in Eukaryota, Metazoa, Arthropoda, Insecta, Lepidoptera, Crambidae. The record is from the annotation of a GenBank genome assembly.
ACAAGCGUGAUACGGAAUGAUCGUGUGGUGCGUUUUGCGCGGACAUUGACUCUGCGAAUAUAUAUUUUUUAAUCUUGCUAUUUAUACGGCCAGAAACCUUUUGGAGUAUAUAGUCGAGAACAAAUAAGUUUUAUUCGAUAAUUUGACGCGCAGAAUUUGACCUAACCUGUGUAUUUCCGUAUAGACGCGAAAAUAAAAAAAGUGAAGAUUUCGAAACAAAGGACUGUUUUGUACAUUUUCGCAAAAAAUGCGAAAUUGUGUUCAAAAAUAAUAUCUGGUUGUACUCGUAAAGGGUAUAUUAAAAAAUAUUGACCCCGCGGCCUACUCGUUCGAACACAAUCUGUGGUCACCUAACAAAAAACAAACAAGCAACGAUUUACAAAAUUAUCAAAACAUCUAAUGUAUUUAUAAAAUUCUCGUACAAGUUCAUCGUGGACUUUUUUAAAUCUAAUCAAAAAUUACAGUGAGUUCGUCGACCUUCCAAAUUCGUGCUUCAGUGGUUCAGUUUGCAGAUUUUUGCAGCAUCAAAUCGGAAACCUGGAUUGAGUGUCGAGCUCGUUUUGCAUGAUGUCUACUGCCAUAAUGCAUCAGUCUGCGCUGUACGACUUUGGUGAUCUGUUCUUGAAGAAUCAAGCUCGUCCAGUGCAGACGAUGACGGGUGCUUUGAACGGCGUCAGCGGGGCCACAGCGACCAGUACUUCUUGGGAGCAGCACCCAGUCCUGGCGCGGGCGACGUCCGUGCCCGCACACCGAGCGCUGGCCGGUUUACUGGACCGCCUGGGGCACCGGCGCCUUGAGCGCACCACCAGCGAGCCCGCGCCCCCGCCUCCGGCCACCAGCCGCUACAAGACCGAGCUCUGCAGACCUUUUGAGGAAGCCGGCGUCUGCAAAUACGGAGACAAGUGCCAAUUCGCCCACGGCAUCCGCGAACUACGCAACCUCCAGCGCCACCCCAAGUACAAGACGGAGCUGUGCCGCACCUUCCAUUCUGUCGGCUUCUGCCCGUACGGCCCUCGCUGCCACUUCGUGCACAACGCGGAGGAGGCCAGACGCCGCGAGCCGUCUUCGCCCGGAGGCUCCAUAGCAUCGCUGUCGUCGGGUGGGUCGAUGGCUUCGUACAUGAGUGACGGAUCUCGCUCGCCCCGGUCGCCGCACUCCCCGAUCGCGCCACAGUCGCCGCUGGCCCCUCACUCGCCGCCCGCGCUGUCGCCGCCCGCGCAUGCCACCGCGUUCGCCUUCCGCCGCGCGCCCUCUCCAGACCCCGAAGAUGACCGGCUGCCGGUGUUCAACCGUCUUUCCUCCGCGUUCGGCGACCUCAUCAUCGCCUAGGACCUCGCGUUCGCCUAGUCUUUAAGUUAAAUUAUACUGAUCAUAGAGUAAGAAUCGUCUGUCACCACAGUGCCUACUCGACGUCUUCCAGCCGCCAACGCCGCGCGUCCCGCACACUCGCUCAACGAUGAUCUCCAGUUUGUCGAUACUUCUCGCUUCUGUACGCCCGGUAUUUUUGUAAGUUUCAAGAAGUGUUUACUGGCGUCUCGAAAGUUUGCGGUGUGAAUAUAGUGAUUUACGUAAAUCUUUUAGUUAUCGGCACGCACUUGUAAAUGGCACCUUAUAUUGUUAGAUAUUUAUUACGUAGCUCGCGGAAGUCUUCCCGAUGCGAUCCUCCGCCGAGCGGUGGUCUCUGUAAAGUUAGCUUAUAGAACAUUUUAUUUAUUUCAUACUGCCUAUCCGCGCUCGGUAACGUACCGCGAGAAGGCGCUCGUGAUCUAUAUUUAAGGGUUUAAGAUAGUAAUUUAUUAUUUAUUUCGAGUCUCUUUAACUGUAAUAAUUAUUUUUAUGUAGCUAGCAGUUGCGAUGCCGCACCGCAAUCGGACGGGGCCCGCGUCGAUGGGACGUGGCUCUUAUUACAAAACGAAUCGACUGACAAGUUCUUUCGAUGAACUGUAACCUAUAUAAUUUAUAUUCGCAACCUCAUGAACCUUUAAAGAAAUUGUCAGUCGAUAUCUGUUUCGCGAGUUCGAUGGGCCUGAUCCGAUCAACAUAAUCGGUUUUGAACAUCUCUGUCGUUGUCGUGAGUCGACUCGUGUGCGCCGCGGUGCCACUAAGAAACUAACGCACGGGCCUCUGCGAUCUCAAUCACCCGCGGCACACCGAGAAGCGAACUGAUCCCGCGUCUAUAGCGGCUCCGCAAAGGACUUUUUCGUUUUGCGUCGUGCAAUGAGGGCGGGCAGUCAGUCCGAAACCCGUUUGGGUUUUGGUGAUUGUUUUUUUUCGUCCUCGGAGCGCAGCCCAGUCCCUCCCGGCCGACGUGAAGCCAGAUCGCGCCUGAGCGCUGGCAAAAAAUGACAGAACUCCGCGGCCACAGCCCGCCGAACUCCCGAGAACUAGUGCUCAUGAAAUUGUAAAGAUAAAACUUGCUUAUAUAUAACAUAAAGACGCAUGUUUAGAUCGCUGUGGGGCGCGACGGCUCUCUAACCCGCGCUUCCACGCCCCGCGCCCCCUCACAAAGAGUGCCUUUUACUUUAUAACGAAACAAAUCGAUUAUAAUAUUUAAUUUUUAGUUGAUCGAAAUAGAUUGUUUAUUUAUUGUCUCUUUUGAAUAUAAAAAUUCAAAUUGGCACAGUUAUUAUUACUUUUUUGUACUUGACAGAGCUAAGUGAUUAGUUUGGACGUAGAAUAGUUUCUUCUUUGAAUAAAGUGUGAUAUUUUAUAAUAUUUAUAUAACAAAGUUUAAAGUUUUAAUUAAGGGACCAAUAUUAGUGAUUCGAUUAGGAGAAAUUCUGAUGGAAACAACCACAUAUAGAUACGCUUUCGAUUCUUACCAAGAGACUGUAACCUAGCGACACGUACAUCAUUCUAUUUUUGUUAUACUAAUUGUAAACAGAUCUAUGAUAUUGUAUUGUACCAAUAAAACAUUUGGCCAUUACCUGUGGUUUUGUGUUUAUUAUCGACAGCUUUAUGGAACCGAGAUGGUAUUUUUUUGUUUAUAUUUUUACUUUAUGUUAGUUUCAGUUUUUCUCCACUUGUAAGAGAGUCGUAUCGUGACCACGAAAAGAUAAUAAUUUUGUACCUAAUAUUAAGGAACUAC